Messenger RNA from Zingiber officinale, 2783 nucleotides. RefSeq names its product calcium permeable stress-gated cation channel 1-like. NCBI's taxonomy places the organism in Eukaryota, Viridiplantae, Streptophyta, Magnoliopsida, Zingiberales, Zingiberaceae. Gene Ontology annotation, molecular function: calcium-activated cation channel activity. Gene Ontology annotation, cellular component: plasma membrane. The transcript has 12 exons. The record is from RefSeq and is a predicted model, not a curated record. The coding region runs from base 331 to 2637 and encodes 768 amino acids.
AUGGAAAGUAAAAAGCGUUCAAAUGGGAGUCCAAAUGGAUUGACGGCGUUAAAUAUCUGUUUCGGUUUCCUCUCUCUCUGCUGGCUACCAAAUCGACUUUCCGAACCCGAAGAUCUCUACUUUACUGAUUUCCCAUUUUCUUCUUCUUUGUCGAACGGAACGCCAUCAAGCGCUGUUCUUGAUCGGAUUUGAGUUUCUGGCGAGUUGCUGGAGGAGGAGGAAAGGUUUGGUGCUGGGGAAGAACAGAUCGCGGCUGGUUUGGAAGAGGAAGCUGAGUUCUGCGCGUCCGAUUUACUCAUCCUAGGGAAUUCAGUCUCGUAGGAGUUAGUUAUGGCCACAAUUGCUGACAUAGGGCUUGCGGCAGCCAUUAACUUGCUAACCGCCUUUGCAUUCCUUGUGGCCUUUGCUGUUCUAAGGCUCCAGCCAGUAAAUGACAGGGUUUAUUUUUCAAAAUGGUAUCUUAAAGGUUCAAGAAGCAGCCCAACCCAUGCUGGAACAUUUGGCCAAAAGUUUGUCAAUUUCAAUUGGAGGUCAUACUUGCGAUUUCUGGAAUGGAUACCUGCCGCUCUCAAGAUGCCUGAACCAGAGCUUAUAGACCAUGCAGGACUUGACUCUGCUGUUUUCUUGCGAAUAUACUUGAUUGGACUUAAAAUCUUUAUUCCCAUUGCAGUCCUGGCAUUUGGUGUUCUUGUGCCUGUAAACUGGACUAGUACUGAACUAGAAGAUUCGAAGAGCUUAGAGUACAGUGACAUUGACAAACUAUCAAUAUCCAAUGUCUCUUCAGGGUCACAGAGGUUUUGGGCCCAUGUGGUUAUGGCAUAUGCCUUUACGUUUUGGACAUGUUAUGUUUUGAAUAAGGAGUAUGACAUUGUUGCAUCAAUGAGGUUACAUUUUCUUGCGUCAGUGAAACGCCGUCCUGAUCAGUUCACUGUCCUUGUUCGUAAUGUGCCACCUGAUCCAGAUGAGUCAGUUGAUGAGCUUGUUGAACAUUUUUUCCUUGUCAAUCAUCGUGAUCACUAUUUAACCCAUCAGGUUGUGUAUAAUGCAAAUACCCUUGCUAAGCUGGUUGAAGAGAAGAAAAAAAUGGUUAACUGGCUAGACUUCUAUCAAUUGAGAUAUGAACGCAAUCCAUCACAAAGGCCUACUUGCAAGACUGGUUUUCUGGGACUGUGGGGUGACAAGGUGGAUGCAAUUGAAUAUUACACAUCUAAGAUCGAUAAGCUCUCUGACAAAGAAGCUGCUGAACGUGAGAAGAUAGUAAAGAUGCCCAAGUUUGUCAUGCCAGCUGCGUUUGUUUCCUUCCGAACACGAUGGGGAGCUGCUGUUUGUGCACAGACACAACAAACUAGAAAUCCCACAUUGUGGUUGACUGAAUGGGCUCCAGAACCACGCGAUGUUUAUUGGCAUAACCUAGCCAUUCCUUUUGUUUCCAUUACAGUCAGACGAUUGAUAGUGGCUGUUGCUUUCUUCUUUCUUAUAUUCUUCUUUACAAUUCCAGUUGCAUUUGUUCAAUCCCUCGCAAAUAUUGAGGGUAUUGAGAAGGUAGCUCCAUUUUUGAAGCCUUUAAUUGAAGUGCCUGUCAUCAAAUCAUUCAUCCAAGGUUUUCUCCCAGGAAUUGCUCUGAAGAUCUUUCUUAUACUUCUGCCAACAAUAUUGAUGAUUAUGUCAAAGUUCGAAGGACUUGUUUCCCUGUCCUCUCUCCAGAGACGCGCUGCAUCUAAAUAUUACCUCUUUCUGAUAGUGAACGUAUUCUUAGUGAGCAUAAUUGCUGGAACAGCGAUGCAACAACUGCGUAGUUUUAUUCAUCAGUCAGCAACUGAAAUCCCAAAGACUAUAGGUGUAUCCAUUCCACAGAAAGCAUCUUUUUUCAUCUCUUUUAUCAUGGCUGAUGGUUGGGCUGGAAUUGCUGGGGAGAUUCUUAGAUUGAAGUCUCUUAUAAUCUUCCACUUGAAGAAUUUCUUUUUGGUAAAGACAGAAAAGGACAGAGAAGAAGCAAUGGAUCCAGGAAGCAUUGAGUUUUCUACAUCUGAGCCUCAGAUACAGCUGUAUUUCUUGCUUGGUCUUGUCUAUUCUGCUGUCACACCUUUCUUACUUCCAUUCAUACUAGUAUUUUUUGCUCUGGCAUAUGUUGUCUUUCGUCAUCAGAUUAUUAAUGUGUAUAACCAAGAAUAUGAGAGUGCAGCAGCAUUUUGGCCAGAUGUUCAUGGACGCAUUAUCACUGCACUGAUCAUAUCUCAACUUCUUCUAUUUGGACUCUUAAGUACAAAGAAAGCUGUUGAUUCAACACCCUUCCUCAUUGCGCUUCCUAUUUUGACUAUAUGGUUUCAUAGAUAUUGCAAGAAUCGUUAUGAACCUGCUUUUGUUAGAUAUCCACUUCAGGAAGCAAUGAUGAAAGAUACAUUAGAACAUGCCCGGGAGCCGAACCUAAACUUAAAAGCAUACUUAUCAAAUGCAUACCUUCACCCCGUGUUCAAAGAUGACGAGGAGAAUGAAGAUAUUUUAGCAUCCGAUGACGAGAAAGACUGUGAUAGCGUACUGGUACCAACUAAGCGCCAGUCUCGCAGGAACACUCCGAUCCCCAGCAAACAUGGCCGAUCAUCGCCACCUUCCGAUGUCGAUGUCCCAUUACGACUAUAGGUUACAAAACUAUCUUUUCCAAUGAAAUAUGUAGAGUAUUUUUAUAAAAUAGUGAUCUGUGCAUAAUCUGUGUGUGUGUAGCAAGUGUUUGUAAUUGCGUUGAAAGAUUGAACCUGGCUAAAAUGUUUCACGAUCUGCUCUUACAA